Messenger RNA from Harmonia axyridis, 753 nucleotides. RefSeq lists its product as uncharacterized. The transcript has a single exon. Gene Ontology annotation, molecular function: nucleic acid binding; zinc ion binding. The record is from RefSeq and is a predicted model, not a curated record. The coding region runs from base 1 to 753 and encodes 250 amino acids. Lineage: Eukaryota; Metazoa; Arthropoda; Insecta; Coleoptera; Coccinellidae.
AUGUCGCAGGGGAUAGCCUCGGAAACCUCGUUGGUCAGUCGAGGUAAAACAGACUCUAUGGGAAGUUGCGGUGCUGGGCAACCCAUAGUAGAGCCUCAGCAACCUCGGGUAAGUGGUGGAAAUGGCAGCGCCACCCCCGGUACAGCUACUGCUGGGAAAGGGAUGAACCAGAUGACGGUGGGGAGCCCCCGGUAUCUGGUCAUCAAGAGAAAAGAUGGUACUGACUUCUCAGGAGUCAGUCCAUUCAAAAUUGAAAAAAUAUUAUAUGGUUUAACUGGCGAAGUUAAUAGUGUUAGGAAAAUGAAUGUGGGACUUCUAAUAGAGACUAUUUCCAAAAACCAAUCGUUAUUGUUAUCGAAAAUUGAGAAAUUUGGAGAAUUCGAUGUUGAAGUUACUCCACACACCCAGUUGAAUCAAAGUAAAGGUGUUAUAUACUGCCGCGAUCUACUCAACUGUACAAUAGAAGAAAUCAAAGAAGGCCUGGAAAAUCAAGGAGUUAUUGAUAUCAGAAGACUCAAAACGAAAAAGAACGGAAUAUUAGUUGAUACUCCCGGACAUAUUCUGACUUUCAAUUCACCUAAUCUUCCGAAGAAAAUAGACAUUGCUAUAUAUAAAAGAGUCGAAGUACGUACAUAUAUCCCUUCACCUAUGAAGUGCUUCAGAUGUCAAAAGUUUGGCCAUGUAGCUUCGAAAUGUACAAACAUCGAAAUUUGUAUAUGUGGUAAACCGAAACACCCUGAAAUAAUAGUUUGA